Messenger RNA from Meloidogyne enterolobii, 507 nucleotides. NCBI's taxonomy places the organism in Eukaryota, Metazoa, Nematoda, Chromadorea, Rhabditida, Meloidogynidae. The record is from the annotation of a GenBank genome assembly.
GCGGGAGCGUUGGCUGCUUUCUUUGCUGCAAUUGUAUUAUGCCCAACUGAAUUGGUCAAGUGCAAAUUACAAGCUCAAUCGGAAGUUAAUUCUAGGCUUGUCAAAACACCAGCCUCAAUUUGUCGUGAAAUGUUUCAAGAGGGAGGAAUUCGGUCGUUUUAUACAGGAUUUGUUGCUACACUAAUACGUGAAUAUGAAAUGUCAAGAAAAUUUUUAACUCCAAGUGGAAAAACAAAAGAAGAAAUUGGAGUAUUAAGAACAGCUAUUUCUGGUGGUAUUGGUGGAAUGGCACUGUGGACAGCUAUUUUCCCUGCAGAUGUUGUAAAGAGUCGAAUGCAAAUAGGUGAAACUGGACGAUUUUCAACCAUUUUAAUGAAAAUUAUUAAAAAUGAAGGAAUUUCUGCUUUAUAUAAAGGAUUGUCACCAACAUUAAUUCGAACUUGUAUUGCUAGUGCAGCUUUAUUUAUAACUUUUGAAAAUAUUAAAACUUUUCUUCAUAGUUUGUGA